Messenger RNA from Durusdinium trenchii, 2255 nucleotides. The record is from the annotation of a GenBank genome assembly. NCBI's taxonomy places the organism in Eukaryota, Dinophyceae, Suessiales, Symbiodiniaceae.
AGAUAGAUUCAAAUUUGCAAUGGCUUCAGCCCAAGGCCGCAGGCAGUGAGCCUUUGCAUCGGUCUUGCAUGUCAAUCUAUUUGGCAUGACCGGUGCCACCCAUGAUGCCUGGGCAGAAAGGGAGAGCGAGCCUAAUCCCGGAGCAGGGCAGGAGCACGAGAAUGAGGAAACUCUGCGCAAGGAACUGGAGGAGCGCCAAGCUUUGAUCCGACGCCUGCAAGGUGAGAGCUUCCUACUUGCCACGCAGGUGAAGCAACUAGAGCAGCAAAUCAUGGAUGCUAGCAAGGAUGCUCAAAGUUGCUCCUCCCAGCUUGCCCAAGUGUUGCAGCUGAUGGACAGUACCGGCGGACGCGUGCCGUUGAAGGGCGAGGUCGAUCGUGCGCGUGGGCUGGUGACGGCAGCUCGACGUUCCAUUCGCCGUGUGUCCUGCUGGUCCGGUGAAGAUCAGCUUCACAGCAGUCGAGGUGCACAGAAUGCGGGUGCAGCUGGGCCAUCUGCUCACGCGGCGCAUCGCAUGAAUGGCAAGACUGAAGUCGAGCGCACUUUGCCAGAGAGGCGGCCUUCACCACUGGGAAGGCUACAGUCCCCUCGGGGCGACCCUACACAGCGUGACUUGCACUCGGGGCUAGCUGCCUCGGCUGUUGCUGCUGUUGGCGAGGAUGCUAAAGGAGGAAUCAAUGGCAGUUUGCCUGCAGGAGCUUCUAGCAAAUCGUCAGAGCGGACAAGCAGGUCCAAAGGUGCCGUGAAGGACGCUCGGAGUCGGCGAGUGCGAGAGCGCGGAAGUGCGGAAGGACACAGUGAUGGGGACACCCCUGCCCUGCGGCCCUCAAGCGAGCAUCCUGUGACAGACUCUCAGUCCACGGCAUUGCAGAUGCAGCUAUCACAGGUGCAGCAAUCAUGCAUGCGGCAGCGGGAGCUUCUUAUUCGAGCUGUGCGCAAAGGCGCGCAGCUGGAGGACAAAGUCAAUUCCCUGACUGAUGAGGUCAUCAAAAAGGAUGUCGUAAUACACAAUUUGCGACAAGACCUGUCAGGCCAGCAGCAAGAAUUGAAGCAGCAGCAGCUUCAAUUUGAGCAGCACCUGCAGCAGAUGCAGCAGCAGCAUUUGCAGCAACUGCAGCAACAGGCGUGCCAAAUUCAGGAAUUGCAACUCUUGCAAAUCCAACGCUUGCAAAAGGCAGCUCAGACUGAACAAGAGGCUCUGUGUCUUCCUCUUGAGCCGUCCUUCGGUUCUUCAACGUUGGCUGCUCAGGACAAGGUUUGUACGAGUCCUCUGGUCAUGUUGAUGCGUCUCGGAAAGUCGAUACAACCCUGCAUGCGCGCGGGGAAUGUGUGCCCACUAGCAGCAAUAACAUGUUGCAUAAUCAUAAUCAGAUAUAGUCAGCCCAUGCCGGCAGGUGACAUGUUUGCUGUGCAGUAUUUCGAUGCAGUAUUUUGCCUGGAAGAUGUUGCGCUUGUCCUAUUUUGGGACUAUGAUGCCAAUGGAGUUGCAGUGACAACUGCGGCAGCAAUACGGGCCUGGCAACGAGCUGCUCCUUUGCUAAGGACAGUCGUAUCUGAUCAGUUGGCGGAAGUCACUGGGUGCGUGUGUUUCGGAUCGCUAGUAGGUUGGAGGGCAUCGCUGGUAGGUUGGAGGCCGUUUGCUUGGGACUGGAGUGCUGCGCGAGGGUCUCGGACGGGGUCGCUUUUGCGUCAUACAAUACUGCGCAGGUAGUGCAGGGCAGGACUUUCAAAACGUAUGGAGACUUGGGAUUGCUAGAAGGAACACCUUGCCAUUCAAUGAUGCUGUGCAAUGGCAUCUCUUUGCAGGGGUUGGACGCUCUGUGUGGUGCGAACUUGACAGAAAUCAUCGCUGUAAACAUUGCUUGGCUGACAUUGAUGGUUACACCCUGCCCCGGGGCUUCCAGUCUGUGCACUUACCUGAGUUGCUUUGACCUUACCCGUGCACUUGUAUGUUUAACACUGCUUGCAACCGAAGGUGAAGAUUAUACUUAAAUGGUCAAAGAUGACUCCAGGAAGUGUCCAGAGGUCUUUUUAAGCAAAUGCCCAGGGAGUUGGGAAACUUUGACCUUUCAGGCCGCCUGCAGCAUAGACUCAGAGCCAGCUUCAUUGGGAGAAAAGGCGUGAACGCUCAUAGUGACUGUACAAGAGAUCUUUUGUUGAUUUGUGCAGUAUAUGGUCUUCAACAUUGCUAACCUGCAGGUGGACCUGCAAUUUUUUCAAGCUGGGUUGGGCACGCGCUGACUCUCCAAUAUCCC